AUGGUCCAAAUAUUUCUUACUGUUCUCUUCCUAUGCUGCUCGAGGUUCUUCUACAGCAUAUUUGCGAUCCCCGCAAACCUCAAACACCUACCUCUCGUUAGCACUUGGGCCCUUUUCAAGAGUUAUCUCGCUGCUGAAUCCGAUGAUGUCAGAAUCAAGCGGCUCUUGCUUCCGUUCGCGGAUCGAGGAGAGUCAGUUGUUCUUGUUUGGGCGCUUGGAAUAUGGACUGUGCACAUAUUGGAUGAAGGGGUAUGUAAUCUGACCCUGUACCUCGCUUACUGAAAAACAAAGUCCGCCUUUUCAAUUUUGAAGAAUGUCGAAGCUUUUCCUAAACAAGUGCCCUCAAAAGAUUCCCUUGUCUGGCGUCUGCUUGGUCCAACAAGCAUCGCUUUGGCCAAUGGAGAUACAUGGCAAAGGAAUUCCCUCAUCAUACGAGAGGGCAUCAAUUCUGUAGUCCCAAUUCCCUCACUCGUAAAACUUUCCCAGGGGUUUAUAGAGAUCAUUGGUGCCAAUUUAGGGUUGGCUGUCAAUAUCAGCGAUCUUGCAUAUCGAUAUUCGUUCGACGCGCUCAGCUCCACGGUCAUUGGCCACGACUUUGGUGCCAUGCACACAGAUUCCGAAUUUGUUUCCGAAUUCGGCUCUAUAUCAAAAGAAUUAGCGAGCGAGCCCCUUGUACCUAUUCUUCUCGAGACUCGAACGGAUUGUUCCACGAAAGUCUCUCGCGAAACGUAUUGAUCUCCUCGGGGAUGAUGCUCUAAGACUCCUGUCAUCAAAGCGGACCAACCGUGGCAAUGAUGUGACGUCUGCGAUAUUGGAUCACCCAGACAUGACAGAUCAGGAGCGAAGGGACAAUAUAGUCAGUAUCUUCUUGGGAUCACAAGUAAGUAAUCCUCAACGACAACCUGUGCAAAGUCUAACUGCUGGUCGGGAGACAACUGUGGGCGCUAUCGCCUCCGCCAUUUACUACCUUGCACAGUACCCCGAGACUCAAGCAAAAGCACGUGCAGAAGUUCUGGAAGUUUUGGGCCCAUCAGACCCUCCUUCUUCUUUACAUAUAACCAAGCUUGAAUACGUUGACGCAUGUGUUCGAGAGACCCUGAGGUGUAACCCGCCUGGGGCGUACCUUAUUGGUCGGAUAAAUACAAAGCACUCUCAAUUUGGAAAUUACAACAUUCCUCCAGAAACGAUCCUGAUGGUCAAUCUAUACACGAUUCUUCAUUGCAAAAAGACGUUUCCCGAUCCGCACAAGUUCGCCCGUGAGAGAUUUCUGAGGGACGAUCGUAUCGUGAAAUCUUGGAUCCCGUUUGGUCGUGGAUUGAGGCGAUGCCCUGGGAAUACCUUCGCUAUUCUGGAACAGACGGUCCUCAUCUGUAUGCUUUUGAGGGAGUAUUCGUGGUAUUCACCUACGAACUCACAACAUAAGGAUGGCUUGAAGAACGCCCUUUCAUCAUUUUCGACAACUGUUCCACAGUCACUGGAAAUACUCUUUGCCAGGUUCAAUGGCGAAGGCCUCUCAGCCGACAACAAGGACGAAAGUUUCAGGCUUCAAGAAAUAACAUCAAAAAAAAAACUUGAAGGGGUUAGCUGCCGCCUCGGAGGGAAUAGCCGAUUGUCACUACUUGCUUGUCAAACAGCCAAAGAGGCACAUUGGGUCAGAAGACGGACUUGCAUUUGUAAAAUGCGAAAAACUUCGCCUCGCAAAUCUCCUUAGAGGAACCGCCAACAAAUCAUGUUGGAUCGAAGGUUGGGCCUUGUUGGGAAAGCGCUUUCCCAGUUCUGGUUUGCAUCCACUUUUACUUAGCGACGUUGAAGCUUGCGCAGAGACUUAUCGACGAGUAAACCAAGGUCUCCGCUCAUUCGAAUACUUAGAUCUCUCAAUGACUGUCGUUGGGAAAUCCGAUGUGACAUCUCUCACAAGUAUUGGGCCCAAGGGAAUGGGUGGCGAUGCGUGGCGGUCGAACAAGGACUAUGAGAGAAUCCAACCGAUAUGGAGCUGCCCAGGCUUCGCUCCCUUGUCGCCUUGUGUAGUGUUUACUUGGAUUGCGUUGCUGAAAAAGAUUGUUCCUGUUGACGAAAUAGCUGACUGUAUUGCAUAUCAGUUGCUGAGUACCGUAGACUAUGACCUCGAUCAUCGCGAGGAGGACAAGAACGGGUUUCUGGCCGGGCUGACGAUCGCUGCUCGUCGAAUUAAAUCAGGGACUGAAGAAACCGCUCGAGGAGCCGCAUUGACGGGAUUGAUUAGCAUGGACCUACAAACAGCCAUAAGAGACACACAGCAGGAUUGGGUAAGGCACAAAGGACAGCCGAUGAAUCUAGGCCUGUCAGACAUUGAACCAAGAGUCUGGGUGGCAGCAAAUGUCGGUGACUGCUCUGGGCUGGCUCCAUUUGCAUAUCAGAGCGCCUCUGACUAUGCCCGAAGUCGGAUUGGAAUGUUCGCUGCCAUGGUCAUAGAAAUUCCUACGAUCUAA
Messenger RNA from Hymenoscyphus albidus, 2468 nucleotides. The record is from the annotation of a GenBank genome assembly. Lineage: Eukaryota; Fungi; Ascomycota; Leotiomycetes; Helotiales; Helotiaceae.